Messenger RNA from Cladophialophora psammophila CBS 110553, 1386 nucleotides. RefSeq lists its product as uncharacterized. NCBI's taxonomy places the organism in Eukaryota, Fungi, Ascomycota, Eurotiomycetes, Chaetothyriales, Herpotrichiellaceae. Bases 1 to 1386 code for a protein of 461 amino acids. The transcript has a single exon. The record is from RefSeq and is a predicted model, not a curated record.
AUGGCUGCUCCCAUUUCGACACCGGCUACCUUGAUAGAGUCCACAUCGGCAACCAGAGUCAAGUUAGAAUCAGCUUCCGCUCAGUGUACCAUGACUACUUCUCUUUCAGCCGCGACUACUUUAGCGGGAUCCACGUCGGCAACCAGAGUCAAGUCAGAAACAGCUUCCGCCCCAACUUCUAAACGUAGAUCGCGCUACAUUCAGCGCCGGCUCGAGAGGAAACACCAAGAGAAAGAGGCCACUCGCAAUAAACGGAAAAGGGCAAGAAAGGAGCUUGCUGAUCACCGUGAUCGCAAAAUCAGGUUACGCCAAACUCAGGAAAGCGAGGAGCAGACUCUUCUAGCAGAGAAGAAGCGUCUUCAGGACAUAGACAAGGAGGUCAAGGAAGCUCAGGCUAAGUACCAGUCGGAGAAAAAAAUAGUCGAUGCCAUGCAAAAGUCCAUUAAUCAGAUAAAGCGGGAAAUUGCCAAGACAGAGGGAUCUAUCAGUGAUUGUGAGGCCGAUUUACAGUGGCUGGAGAAAGAGCUGGAAAGCGGACUGGAAAGCGAGACCGCCGAAGUCACUCGCCAAGCUGACAUACUGGACAUGAACUCUGCAGAAAUCGAAGCUCUGGCGACCUAUGCGGCCAACAACAGCGCCUUUGGGAACAAUAUUGCCAGAGCCGCUCAGGAUACAGCAACUCCAGCCAUGAUCAGAGAUAUCAGAAGCGAGAUGUAUGACAUAAUGACAGGGGUAACUCCGGAUGAGUUCAGAGAGUUAAUGGAGAGGGUCCUGUCUCUAAAGGAAGCAUUAUUGAGUGAGGAUAUGGCCGAGUAUACCGAUGGCGACGAAGAUGGCAACGAAGGUGGUUUCGAAACUGGAGACGGCAAAGAAAGUGGCAGCGACACUGUUGAUCCGGAGGCAAGCGACGAGCAUGAUGAUAUGAUCAUCACAUCCCGUCGGCAUGCGAGCCGGUCAUUGAGCCAGCCACGUCGCAACGAGGAAAUAGGCCCGAGUAUCUCGUACAACGAGCGCGACAUCGAGAAGCAGUCCUUGCCGCAGGAGAACGAACGGCCGCCUCGUCGAUUACUAUCUUUGAAAGCCAAGCCAGAAGAGAGCCUUGCCGAACACAUUGUGGAGCGCGGGGCGACGGACGAAGCAGCAUCCAGAGCGAAAGAAUGUGAAGUUUUUAUUUCUUUGAAGAAGAACCCCGUGGGGGAGACCAACAAGAAACAACCCAAGACCACAAAUCUAGAGCUCAAGGGGUUGAGCACCUUCGCCAGCACAGCCUCUGAGCAGACCUGCACACCGCCAUUGCGCAACGACGAACGCCACUCCGCAGGCAAGAAACGGAAAAUGAUCCUGUCCGAAGUCCUGGAUCUCAUGUCCAAGAGAACAGAAUGCUGA